AUGCAUUUUCGUCCAUGUCGUUUCCUUAAAAUAUUAUCUUUUGUUGUAUGUUUAACAAUUGGAAUAUUUCAUGUCCAUCGUUUAUUCUGUGUUUCAAUGAAAAAUGAGUUAAUAAUCAAUAAAGAAUCUCUUCCAUUAACUUCAUUUGAUUCAAAUAAAGAAUUUCAAGAAAUUUCUGAAAAUAUGUCACCAUUCUAUAUUCCUCUGCCCAAUUUUUUUGAUGAUGAAGCAAAGAAUUGGUUUUAUAAUUCAACAUAUUAUAAAAUCAAUUCAAACAAAUGUCCAAAGAAAUCUUGUGAAGAAAAUGGAGUUUUAUUUAAUGAUAUGAAAGAACAUCUUUCAGUUAAAAUUGCUUUUGUAAAAAAUGGUCUCUAUUUAAAUGAUGAUUGUGGCUAUAAUUAUCAAGAUAAAUCUAUUAGAAGGACAUUUGAAAGAGAAAGUGAUACAACAGUUAUUUAUGAUAAAGCUAUUAUUUAUACAGUUCCUGAUGGAUGGAGUUUUCAACAUUUUCUUGAUGGAAUUGGACCCAAACUAUCUCAUUCUAGAUCAUAUUUAGAUAAAUAUCCCGACGCUAAAGUUAUUAUAAUAAGAGGUGCUCGAUUUGAUCGAUCUGUCAAAGAAAUUUGGUCAAUGCUUGGAGUUGACGAAUCUUCACGCAUAAUUCAUUAUUCGCCAAAUAUGAAAAUUGGUGCUCGUCUAUUGAUAAAUCCAUGUCGUACUCCUGGCAUCCAUCCUCGUUUAUGGCAUGAUGCACGUGAAAUGUAUUGGUCGAUAUCAAAUUUAUCGAAAACAUUUGAUGCAAGGAAUCGAAAAAAUUUCAUUUAUAUUCAACGUACAUCAAGGAAUGCAAUGAAUGGAGCUCGACUUAUCUUAAAUGAACAACCAUUUAUUGAUUUAUUAAAAGAAUUUUGUUUAAAAAAUUCUCUAAACUAUAUUCAAUAUGAUCAUUCAAAAGAUUCAAAUCAUAUAAAACAUCGUAUUGAACUUUUUUAUAAUGCUAAAUAUAUAAUUGGUGUUCAUAGUGGAGCUCUAUCAAAUAUGAAUUUUGCUCAAUCAAAAACAACAAUUAUUGAAAUCAUGCCUUUUCGAUCCAGUGCAAGUUCUCUUCCAAUGACUUGUUCGAUGUUUAAUCCAACAGAUUUAAAAGCAUGUGCUGGUUACAUAUUAUAUACUCAGUCUCAAUUACUUAAUCAAACAUAUUGGAUUUUACCUACUGUUGUUAAUGAUCAAGGAAAUAUGAAUGUUGAUUUAAAUAGAUUAAAAAAGCUUUUACAAAAACUCUAA
This is a messenger RNA of Rotaria socialis, 1284 nucleotides long. Lineage: Eukaryota; Metazoa; Rotifera; Eurotatoria; Philodinida; Philodinidae. The record is from the annotation of a GenBank genome assembly.